Molecule: messenger RNA, 928 nt
Organism: Spodoptera litura
Lineage: Eukaryota; Metazoa; Arthropoda; Insecta; Lepidoptera; Noctuidae
Biological process (GO): multicellular organismal reproductive process
Source: RefSeq, a predicted model, not a curated record
CGAAACUGCAAUGAUAAGGAUUUCAGGUUAAAUUAUAUCUUGACAAACAAUUCACAAAUCGGGGCAUUAUAAUAACAACGUAAAGCUGUUCGAAGUGGUAUCAACUAUAAUUAAUUACCUAAUAUAUAUAGUUUUAUUUGGAAGAAAAUAUUCUUUCAGUCUCUAUUUUUUUUAGAUAAAAUUUUAAUUUCAAUAUGAAAAUUCUAAUCACAAUUUCUACUUUAGUGCUUAUUGUAUUUGGGAACAUCAGUUGCCACAGUAUCGAUGCAUGGAUUGUGGAACUGCCAGAGCGUAUUAGGAACCUGAUCAGAUAUGGAGAUGUUGACAAUGGAAUACCAGUUUUGGAUCCUUACGAGUUUAAGAAGAAGCAACUGCACUUAACCUCUGAGACGCUAACAUCAUCACUUUUCAGCGCCAACAUAAAUACAACGAAUGGAAAAUUCACUGGUUUAGGAGACUUCAAAUUGCAAGAAUUUAACUUUACUAAAAGCGAAAUCGCCAUGGAAGUUAACAUUAACAUUCCUUUACUGAAAUUUUAUUCAGAAUAUUACGAAUUAGAUGGUAAUAUUUAUGAAGCCAUACCUGUAAGAGGGCAAGGAAUAGCCGAUAUCGAAAUACAUAACAUAUCGCUGAAAGGGAAAAUAUAUUUGAAACAGUCUUCAGAUGGUAAAUCCAUCUUGCUGGAUAAGAUUGUGGACCCUCAGUUCUCUAUAGAACGUAUUGUGUCUCGAACGCAGUUCGACAAUAACAUAGAUGACGUCAUCAACGCCAUGGUGGAAGAUCUCUUGGCCGACUACUUGACGCGUUUUAAUAAAUUCAUAGCCUACCAGUACGUCGACAGCAUCGUGGAACACCUGAACCCUACCUUGAACAAGUUCGAUACCUGGAAUGUUAUCACCAUCUUGCUAAACGAUUAAAUACAUUGAUA